This is a messenger RNA of Raphanus sativus (radish), 2482 nucleotides long. RefSeq lists its product as uncharacterized. The record is from RefSeq and is a predicted model, not a curated record. The transcript has 9 exons. Lineage: Eukaryota; Viridiplantae; Streptophyta; Magnoliopsida; Brassicales; Brassicaceae. The coding region runs from base 580 to 2352 and encodes 590 amino acids.
AGCUCAAGAGAGCUCAUAAGUCCAUCACUCAGAUCUCACAUCUUCACUCACCUCUUUUAAAAACAAAACAAGAUUAAUUAAAUAGUAGAAAUGAUGAUUAAAACGUUGAUCUCUCGUCGUUAUCUGAAACUUCUUCACCUCCAAUAAGAGAUUCUGUAGCUCCUUUCUUCAUUUCUCUGUUCAUCUGACCAAACAUACAUAUAUAUGAAUUAACAAAUAAGCUUCAACUAAAAAAACACACUUUGCCAGCCUUUCUCUCUCUCUGCUUCUGGGUCGCUUUAUCUUCAAGUUUUCCCGCUCUCUCUCUCUGUUUCAUUAACCCAAGAGGAGGUAGUACUAUUUCUAUUACAGCCAAUAUUAAUUAUUGUCAGAAAGGUUCUGUUACAGCCACUUAACACUUAAACUGUAUCUUUUUUUUUACUUCUGUUCUGUGUGUGUGUGUGCUCUUUUUUAAAUAUCUUUGAUGGGGUCUCUCUCUCUCUCUCUCUCUCUCUCUCUCUCUUUCUCUCUCCCUAUCUUUCUUGGGUUUAUAUCAGAUAGAGUGGAGAGAAAGCAAAAGGUGAAGAUAGAGAGAAGGCGAUGAACACUAGUAGUGUUCGAGCUGCUCUUUCCUCCAUGAACGCUCCUUCAAAGCAUGACACCAAUCAAGAGGAUAAGAAGAAGAAGAUGAUGAUGGAGUCUCAAGGAAAUGGAGUUAGUUCAGGGAAACCUCUGGUUGUUAAUCGGCGCAGAGCUAACAGAGAAAAGAAAAUGGACUUGCUUCAAGAUGUUGAUAAGCUAAAGAGGAAGCUGAGACAUGAGGAGAAUGUGCAUAGAGCAUUGGAGAGAGCUUUCACUAGACCUUUAGGAGCUUUACCUCGUCUCCCCUCUUAUCUCCCUCGACAUACAUUGGAGCUUCUUGCUGAAGUAGCUGUUCUUGAAGAGGAAGUGGUUCGGUUAGAGGAACAAGUUGUAAGCUACAGACAAGGUCUAUACCAAGAAGCUGUUUACAUUUCUUCCAAGAGGAACAACCCAGAGAGUCCUAGUAGUAGUAGUAACAACGGUUUGAAGGAGAAUUCUCCCGUCAGAAGCACUAAACACCAUCGGUCCAAAUCCAUGUCACAACACGAGUUCAAUUCUAUGAUCACUCCUCCUAAAAAGCAUCAUCAACAGUCUCUUAGUUUUAGCAGAAGCAUCUCAACUAGUAGGAAACUCUUCUCCACUGAUCAGAGAGUGGCUAUAAAUGGCAAACAAGCGUCACCUAAAACGAGUUCGAGCAGUGUUACAAAGCCAGUAGAUGUAAGAGGGAAGGAGAAUCAGAUUAAAGAAUCACCUGAGAAGAGGCUUGUUGGUAGAUUCUUGACAUCUGUGAAGAAGAAGAAACCUUUGGUUAAGCCAACAGAGGUUGCUGCUGUUGUUCAGCUAGAUGAUAGAUUAGAAGAUCAAGACAAAGCACAGGAGAGUGUCUCUGGAUCCUCUUCUGAAGACAAAUUGGCAAACAGAGUUUCAGAGGAUUUACUGAAGUGCCUUGUGAGCAUUAUCUUGAGGAUUAGCUCGUCCAAAGACACCGUGUUGGAUGCGUAUAGCAACUGUUCAGAAUGGAGAGCAAGAGAGCUUGGUGCUUACAAGAAUCUUGUCUCGGUUGAUGCAUCUUCAAUUGAUCUUGGAAGAAGAACCAAUGCUUCCUUUCUGAUCCAUCGUCUCAAGUUCUUGCUUAACAAGCUUUCGGUUGUGAAUCUAGACGGUCUUAGCCACCAGCAGAAGCUUGCAUUCUGGAUAAAUACUUAUAACUCAUGUGUGAUGAAUGCAUUCUUGGAGCAUGGGAUCCCUGGGACACCUGAGAUGGUUGUAGCCCUGAUGCAAAAGGCAACAAUCAUUGUAGGAGGACACUCCCUAAAUGCUAUCACAAUAGAACACUUCAUCUUGAGACUUCCAUACCACUUGAAGUUUACUUGUCCCAAAACUGCAACACAUGAAGAGAUGAGAGCUCAUAGCACAUUUGGAUUGGAAUGGUCAGAGCCUUUGGUCACUUUCGCUCUCGCCUGUGGAAGCUGGUCCUCUCCUGCUGUAAGGGUUUACACAGCAGGUAAUGUAGAGGAAGAGAUAGAAGCAGCAAAGAGAGAUUAUCUUCAAGCAUCUGUUGGGAUAUCAGAGAAGAACAAACUAAUGCUUCCAAAGGUAUUAGAUUGGUAUCUGCUAGACUUUGCAAAGGAUUUGGAGUCUUUGCUUGAUUGGGUUUGCCUUCAGUUACCUGAUAAACUUAGAGAAGAAGCUCUGAAGUGUAUGGAGAGAAAGAACAAAGAAUCACUCAUGGAGUUGGUUCAAGUAGUACCUUAUGACUUCAGUUUCAGGUUGCUGCUAUUGCAUCAAUGAAAAAAAAAGGUUUGUGAUGAAAAAUAAUGUCGGAACAUUUGUAUAGAUUUGGGAGUGUAAAGUAGAGAGAGCAUAAGUUACAAUUUGUUAUUGGUUUAACUGAGAAUAUAUAUACAUAUAAGUUUGUCUU